Messenger RNA from Portunus trituberculatus (swimming crab), 1727 nucleotides. Its product is annotated as agglutinin-like protein ARB_02240. The transcript is spliced from 2 exons. The record is from RefSeq and is a predicted model, not a curated record. Lineage: Eukaryota; Metazoa; Arthropoda; Malacostraca; Decapoda; Portunidae. Bases 84 to 1301 code for a protein of 405 amino acids.
CAGCAGGUAUAUAAGGGAAUCUUCUUCCUCAGCAUCAGAGUUGGCUUCUCUUCAUCAGUGCUUAUACUUGUACACGCAUCAGGAUGGCGCGCGUUAUCCUGCUGGUGCUGCUGGCCAUCGCCGGGUCCUGCCUUGGCGCAAAGCUGCCCACCAUUCCCGGCGUCCGCGAAGGCAGCGGCAAGCAGGUCUUCCCUGACCUCUUCUCCUCCCAGAACGCCCUCAGUAGCUACCUCCCGCCGCCUCCAAAGCCCUGUGUCCCUGACAACACGGUAGAGACCAUUACCUCUUAUGGCGGUAGCACUAGGACCAUCGUCAGCACCAGAUUCCAGACGAGAACGGUGACCAGCACACAGCGCCAAGUGUCUACCGUGUACACCACCUCCUUCGUCCAAAAUGUGCAACCCACCACCAUCCGCACCACCGUCUACACCACCAGGGCCACUACCCGAAUCCAGACCAGCACCACCUCCGUGGGUGGAGGCGUGGCCACGGUCACCCAGAGACAGACACAGGUGGUCACCCGCACCCAGACACAAACUCAGGUCUCCACAAGGGUCACCACAAUUGGCAGCACCGUCACCAGGACACAAACCUCCACCCAGGUUAUACCAACUACCUACACCCGCACCGCUAUCCAGACCAGGACACAAGUGGUGACCCGUACCCUGCCUGCUGUCACAAGCACACGCGUGGAGACCGAAACAAGAACAGAGGUGGUGACCCGCACCAGUCCAGGACAAACUCGCACCGUCACGGUGACGCAGGUCAACACAGCCUACGUCACUCGCACCUCCACGCUGCCGCAGCGCACCGUCACAGUCAUGUCCACGCUCUUGAACACCGUGAGGAGCACCGUGGUCACCACCAUGGUCAGCACGCGGAUCAAUGACCAACAAGUGACCCGCACCGAGACGGCAACCCGCUCCACUGCGGUGGUCACCACUAGACAGGUAGUCUCCACUGUACUCAGCGAUCGUGUGGUGCAGUCCACUGUCACUGACUUCCAGACAAGCACGCAGGUGGUGCCCAGUACAACCAUUGUGCAGACCAGCGUCACCAGAACUGUGCAACAAAACGGUCCUGACUCUACCCGUGUGGUGACGGUGACAACCACCAGCACAGUGACCCGUGGCGGCGGCACUCGCACCACACAGGUGGUAAACUACGUUGACCGGACCACAGUGGUGACCAGCUACAUCUCCAGCCUUGUGCCCUCCACCGUGAUCCGCACCACCACCCUGCCCUGCACCGCCACCGGCUACCAUUACGAAGAACCUGCGAUUAAGUUCCCAGUCGGUUAACUGUCUCCUCGAUGAUGAAGUGAGGAGCUGGAGGCUAGUCGGCGCGCCACUAACUUAUGACCUCUUCACUGUCCAUAUAAAAAUUGGUCUCUAGUUUCAAUAAACAUCACCGUGACACAAAUUCCUCACACAACGCAUGUCUCGCUCUUCGGAGGAAAGGAGGGGUGAGCGAAGAACAUGUUAAGUGAGCGUAAUUUCAUUCAAUUUUGUAUUGACUCAUACAUUAUGUUACCUACGACAAAAACAUGAUUGAAAGUAGUGUGCCUCAGGGCGUCCCUUCCCUUCCCCCCCCCCACCUAUGCCCCGACACUCGCCUGGCAGCCUCCAACCUCGCUCUUCCCACCCACACUCCCCCGCAUCAGAAGCAUCAAUGAAACACUAAACUGAUGGCGGUUUAUUACAUUCUUUGAUAAACUAUUGACGACG